AUUUUGGGAGGAGGGAUGCACAAAUUGUAGGCAGUCUUUCCCCCUCCCCCACUCUAGUAGGGGGGAAAUCGCACCACGUUUGCCUUACGCAAACACUGACUCAGACCAGUCCUCGGACUCCCCCAUAUCUCUCGCCACCGUCGCGCGCGCUGUUUCCGAAGUCUCCCUGCAUGUUUCCUCAAGACUCGCGCCUCUCUCGGGAAGUUUCCUGUUUGUAAAAGGCAGCCAGGAACACGCCUCGACUAAAUAUAGACGGCAGAAAUAAUACUUUAUCCGUGUACAAGGGUCUCGUGGAGAGAAAGGUGUUUCGGUUGUUGCAGGGGGAGACUUGGCACUCGUGAAUCCUCGAGGGAGUAUCGUAUGAACUUUUUGUCAGCGGUACAGAGGACCUUGCGGAGUCGGCGUCUUUUGUGGUAGUUUCCAGUCGGAGCGAGCGGUGGUUCAGUACUUACUCCCCGAGAUGGAUUCUCUGUCGGCGCGCGAGAACAAGUGCGCUACCGCGCUAUGGUUUCUCUUCUGCAUAGCCUGUUUUAUCACAACGGCUUCUUCUACAUAUAUGUACGGUACCGAGGGAUACCCGAGCGCACAGGGGCACAGACAAAACUUUUGUCCGUACACGGUUAGCAAACAAGUGUCCUGUAUGACCCCUAAUGGCUACGAGUCGUACAUUCAGCGCUACUUCAGAGGAUGCACACCCGGCAGCAUACUUUGCACAGGACCUUCAAGUUACCGCAUCGCGUUCCGUCCCCGGCAGCAGCUGACGUACAAGACUGUGACGGAGCAGCGGUACCGGUGCUGUCCGGGGUUCACCGGGAGGAACUGUGACCAGCGGGUCCAGCAGCAGCACCGCCCCACCUACCUGCCGAACGGCAACGGCAACAACAACCAGCCCGCCCGCCUGCCAGGCGUCACCACCCUGGACGAUCAGCCUGAUUGCUGUGGUCGAGUGGACACCUUGGAGAGAAGACUGUUGGAGAUAGAAGUACAGAUGAAGAACGUAAGCUUCGCUGACCCGGGGGCUGUAUCACGCGGCCCGCCUGGGCCGGAGGGGAUACCCGGGCUUCCUGGAGUAGAGGGCCCGCCCGGUCUGACCGGGCCGCCCGGUCCCCGUGGUGAACCGGGGCUUAGGGGCCAGCCAGGCUUCCCUGGACCACCGGGCCCGCCGGGGGAUAGGGGGCCGCUCGGUCUGCCCGGUCAGGCUGGCCCACAAGGGCCGCCAGGGGAAACCGGUGUCCCCGGCAUACCGGGCUUACCAGGACGUGACGCUGAUCCAUUCUUAGUAGCGACGGGCUUCCCUCCAUUAGCUAACCGGCCAGACCAGGGCUGGACGUACCCUGCUGCAGCAGUAGAAGACGCCGGUGCGCUGGUGGGGGAGGGCGCCCCUGGCCCUGCCGGACCUCCUGGCCCCGCGGGACCGUCCGGACCAGGCGGGCCUCCCGGUCCCUCCGGCCCGGCUGGCACACCGGGCCCCGCCGGCCCGCCCGGUCCGUACGGUCUCCCUGGGAAACCCGGGCCAGCUGGAGAACCUGGUCUACCCGGGGCACCUGGCGUACCUGGCUUGCCCGCCAAUGAAGAAGAGCUCCGCGGCAUGAAGGAACACAUCUGUGCCCUGUACGAGCGGCUGGUGCUGCUGGAGGUCAUGGUGGUCCCAGCAGCCGCACCUCAGGCAGACGCUAUUGGACUUCCCGACUACUGUCGGACCGACGUUGCCCGGCAUCAGUUCCCGCCUACUGGCAAACCUCAAGAUGGCGGAUUCAAACCUCCUACCGACGGGCAGUACGUGCCACCGUUCGGCAGCACGCAGGGCAGCAAGCCUGGCUUUGACGGGUCGCAAACGGCCUGGGAUACGAACCUCAUCCCGGGCGUCACGGGGACGGGCCCGCCGUACGUCGGUGGCCCAGAUUACGGACAGCCAGACUACGGCCAGCCCGAUGGUGGGGAUACAACUGAUUACGGGGUACCGGAUUACAGCGGUACCAAACCGCCGUUCGUCGGACCGGAUUACGGACAGCCGGAUUAUGGACAACCUGAUUAUGGGCAACCGGACAGCGGUACAGACGCACCAGUUGUUGAUGGUACAGACUACGACCAAUCAGAGAACGUCAUACCAGGAAGCACAGAUCACGUGACGCCUGACGAAUCUCAGCCACCGUACGGUGGUCCAGAUUAUGGCCAGCCUGACGGGACAGAUUACGGGCAACCAGAGGAGGGAGGUCCCGAAACAGACUAUGGACAACCCGAAACAGACUAUGGACAACCCGACAUAGACGACGGGCAAACCGUAACAGACUAUGGACAACCCGUAACAGACUAUGGACAACCCGAAACAGACUAUGGACAACCUGAAACCGACUAUGGAAAGCCCGAAACAGACUAUGGACAACCCGAAACAGACUAUGGACAACCUGAAACCGACUAUGGAAAACUGAAACAGACUAUGGUCAACCUGAAACAGAGUAUGGACAACCCGAAACAGACUAUGGACAACCCGAAACAGACCAUGGACAACCGGACACAGACGGAGAACAACCAGAAACCGAUUAUGUGCAACCCGAUGAAAGCAGCACCGACUAUGGACAACCUGAAGUGACAGACGGAGAAGGCGAUUCUGUGGACAUCACCGACGAAAACCAGCCCGAGUAUGGUCAACCAGAUUAUGGUCUACAUGGCGGGGUUGACUACGGCGAGGAUGGAGGUACCGAGCCGCCGUACACUGAUUAUGACGGGUGGCGCCCC
Branchiostoma floridae (Florida lancelet) is the source of this 2736-nucleotide messenger RNA. Its product is annotated as EMI domain-containing protein 1-like. The transcript has 8 exons. The coding region runs from base 461 to 2590 and encodes 709 amino acids. The record is from RefSeq and is a predicted model, not a curated record. Gene Ontology annotation, molecular function: protein binding. NCBI's taxonomy places the organism in Eukaryota, Metazoa, Chordata, Leptocardii, Amphioxiformes, Branchiostomatidae.